Messenger RNA from Scaptodrosophila lebanonensis, 1736 nucleotides. RefSeq names its product BUD13 homolog. The transcript has a single exon. Gene Ontology annotation, cellular component: U2-type spliceosomal complex; RES complex. Gene Ontology annotation, molecular function: RNA binding. NCBI's taxonomy places the organism in Eukaryota, Metazoa, Arthropoda, Insecta, Diptera, Drosophilidae. Bases 1 to 1572 code for a protein of 523 amino acids. The record is from RefSeq and is a predicted model, not a curated record. Gene Ontology annotation, biological process: mRNA splicing, via spliceosome.
AUGUCCAUGCAGAAUACAAAAAUAAUUGACCAGAAGAAAUAUUUGAAAAAAUAUCUGUCUGGCGAUAAGGAGAAGAAGAAGAAAAAGAAGGAAAAAAAGGAAAAGAAAGCGCUAAAGAAGGUAAAAAUAAUUGACGACGACGCCUACGACGACAUCAAGGAGGAAGUUGAUGAGGAUCUGCUGUUGGGUGGCGAAGAUGCACCACAAAUCGUUGGCGAAUACAUUGAGCACGAUCUUAACAUCAGAAGCAAGUGGCGCAACAUAGCCGUAAAAGAUGAGCCACAGGAAGAUGAGCUGCGCGUUAAGUCGGAGGCGAAAGAUGACGCCGAUUUGUGGGGUAAGGCUGAUCGCACCAAAAUUAAAGACGAAUUCUCGCCCAGCAGUAAUCGACGGUUACGCACAUCAAAUAAUUCACCACCCAGAACAACCAGGAGUGAUUCCAGCCUUCCCGUAAUAAAAAUUAAGGAGGAGAAACGAAGCACUUCUCGCGAGGCAAGUCCUGAGCGUGAUCUGUCACCGCCCCGUCGAAGAAGAGGUUCGGACUUAAGUCCACCAAGGCGCAAGCAGGAACCCGAUUCCGACCUGUCCCCGCCUCGCAAACGCCGCGAUUCAGAUUUAAGUCCACCAAGACGACGACGUGAGCGAAAUGCAGAUCAAUCUCCGCCUCGCAGAAGCCCCGCACGUAAACACCGGAAAGAAACGUCCCCCAGACGACACAAAUUUCGCAGCCGAAGCCCAAGAGAACGGGAUCAGAGUCCACGACGCAAACCACGACGUAGCGACUCCGCCAAUCGAUCUCCGCCACAUCGCAGACGCAGUCGCGAUCGCAGACAGGACCACUCUCCCGCACGACGCAUAAAAAAAGAGGAACCAUCACAAGCACGCAGGAGCCGCUGGGCCAGUAGAAGCCUUUCUCCACCGCCCACCCAUAAGCCAAAGAUUGAGCGCACGCUGGACGGCAAGAAGGCCGGACUGCAGAAUGCCCAAUCCCUUAAAGCCGAAACGGAUGAGCGUCGCCGUCAGGAGCAUCGUUUGUUUGAGCAAAUGUCCAGCGAGGUGUCUGGUCGCGAUGCCGAGGUGCAAAUGCGCAGCACUGGGCGACGCGGCAAGCGCGCACGCGAUGCAGCUGCUGAAGAUCCUGCCGAGCGUCGUCGCAAGGAGGAGCACGAGCAAAAGAAGAAAGAACUAUACGACCGCUGGGGCAAGGGAGUGAAGCAGGUGGAGGAUCAGAAAGCACGCAAUGCCGAGUUUCUGCACGAAGCGUCGAAGCCGGUAGCCCGCUAUGCCAAUGACGAGGACUUGGAGCAACAUCUGCGCGCACGGGAGCAUGCGGAUGAUCCCAUGCUGGAAUAUAUGCGUGAGAAGCGCAAAAAGCAGGAGAAGCAAUCAAACAAACCCACAAUGCCGGUAUAUGAAGGCAGUUAUCCGGAAAAUCGCUUCGGCAUACGGCCUGGCUAUCGUUGGGAUGGUGUGGAUCGCUCCAAUGGAUACGAGCAGCGCUGGUUUGACAAGCAGAAUGCCAAACGGGCGGCACAGGAUGAGGCCUACAAGUACAGCGUGGAGGAUAUGUAGGGGAUUAGCUACAAAUUUUACACUACUGUUUUCUACAAAUGUUUUUAAGAAAUAAUUCUCAGCGCUAAUUGUAAUUUACUGCCUUAUGCUGUAAGUCCUACAAACUAAAUGAUGUAAAGAAAAAUUUUUUGUUUCUUGGUUUCAAUAAAAUUAAACAAUGUAUA